This is a messenger RNA of Mesocricetus auratus (golden hamster), 924 nucleotides long. Its product is annotated as olfactory receptor 14A2-like. The record is from RefSeq and is a predicted model, not a curated record. The transcript has a single exon. Bases 1 to 924 code for a protein of 307 amino acids. Gene Ontology annotation, cellular component: membrane. Gene Ontology annotation, molecular function: G protein-coupled receptor activity; olfactory receptor activity. Lineage: Eukaryota; Metazoa; Chordata; Mammalia; Rodentia; Cricetidae. Gene Ontology annotation, biological process: G protein-coupled receptor signaling pathway.
AUGCCAAAUAUCACUGCAAUAAGUGGAUUCAUCCUUAUGGGGUUCUCUGACAUCCAGGACCUACAGACUGUAUGUGGGGUAUUCUUCCUAGUGAUGUACAUGACAGCCCUAAUAAGUAACCUGAUCAUCAUCACUCUCACCACAUUUGACUUGCAGCUUCAAACACCUAUGUACUUCUUUCUGAAGAAUUUGUCCCUUUUGGAUAUCUUCUUCGUUUCUGUUCCUAUCCCAAAUUUCUUUGUCAGUAGUCUAACUCACAACAAUUUCAUUUCCAUUCUUGCUUGUGGCCUACAGGUAUUUCUAAUGACUUCAUUCUCAUCAGGGGAAGUAUUUGUCCUAACUGCUAUGUCCUAUGACCGCUAUGUUGCCAUCUGUUUUCCUCUCCACUAUGAUGCCAUCAUGAAUGAUGGUGUGUGUGUCCUGAUGGUGGGUGUUUCUUGGGCUACCGGGGUACUGUUUGGAGCUAUAUAUACAGCUGGCACAUUUUCCAUGCCUUUCUGUGGAUCCAAUGUGAUCCCACAAUUUUUUUGUGAUAUUCCCUCUUUGCUACACAUAUCUUGUUCUGAAUCACUUGUGGUCGUUUAUACAAGUCUUGCCAUUGGUGUGUGUCUAGGCACAUCUUGUUUCAUCUGUGUUGUAGUCUCUUACUUUUAUAUUUUCUCCACUGUUUUGAAGUUUCCUACUACUAAAGGAAAGUCCAAAGCAUUUGCUACAUGCAUCCCCCACCUCACUGUUUUCAGUGUCUUUAUUGUUACUGCCUGCUUUGUCUAUCUGAAGCCAUUGUCAAACAUACCAUCAAUUAUUGACAGGCUUUUUUCUGUGCUAUAUACUCUUUUGCCUCCAACACUUAAUCCUGUGAUCUACAGCCUGAGAAACACUGAUGUUAAUAGUGCUUUGAGGAAGUUGCAACAAAAUAUCUGCUAG